Messenger RNA from Mesorhabditis belari, 1209 nucleotides. The record is from the annotation of a GenBank genome assembly. Lineage: Eukaryota; Metazoa; Nematoda; Chromadorea; Rhabditida; Rhabditidae.
AUGGUUUUCGGCUGCUGUACAAAGAAGCGAAAGCAAUCCCGCAACUUGACCAAGAGCAGUAAGUCUGCCGCUCGUUCAAAUGUUCAAGCUAACUCCUUUAAAAAAACAAUCAUCAAGUCAACAACUCCGGCUAAAAGUAGAGGUGGAUCUGCAAGUGGACCUCGUCAAGCACAACCAGAAAAAGGUCAACAAAAGGUCAAUUUCCUCAAAAAGCCUUCAUCCACAAAAAGUGCCACUGCCAAGGCCUCUGCUGCAAAAGGAAAAUUUGAAGUGAAAGAUCCAAAGGCUACUAAAAACAAGAUUCCUCCAUUAAGAGUCAUCCUCUGCAUCAAGCAAGAGCAAAAACCAUCUUCUACUUUAAAACAAACUUCUGUCUUUGAAAAGCCUCCCGCUCCAGCAAAAGCUCCAGCCUCACCCAAAAAGACACCGGAUGAAAAGGCUAAAGCGGGCAAAUCACCCAAACGAUCCGAAAGGAAAAAGGAGAAAACGAAGACGGAAAAGGGAAUUCCACCGCCAGGAAGUACUGUUGAUUCAUCUCUUUUGCCCUUUGUUGACAAGAUCGAAUCAACCGGAAGGGCCAAUGAGCCAACGAAAGCCGAUCCAUCUCCCCAUCAAGCACCUCCAUUUGUUUACGCUUCAAUCGCUGAUCCAAGACAUCCGCAACAACAAUUGAUUGUCUCUUCUUUUGUGACUGGCGGUCGUCGUGUGAAGCGUUGGACUCUUGGAGCUAUGCUUGCUGCUAGACCCGCUUGUUCUCGUGAAGACUGUGGAUUGACGAUGAUGGAGCCAGUUGGAAUGAUGCAGAAUAACGUACCAUCGGUUUUCUCGAAAAGUCGACAGAAAGUGAAGAAAGGCGGAGAGCAGAUUGAAAAGAAGAACAAGAAAGAGAUGAGCAACAGCGCGCAGAAAAAUAGGAAAUCUGAUGGACCAGCUCGUGAACCACAUGAAUUGUCUUGUGACGCUUCACUUACAUUCAGUCGAACAGCAAAUGAGCGAACGUCAUCAUCAAUGACUAAUGUUAGCGAAAAGGACGUUGCUGAGCGUCGUUUGAGUGAAGAAGCGGUGAGGAAGAAGUUGCUGGAAAGUGCCCAAUUGCUUCAGCAAGCAAUCUCGAAGAUGAAUGAAGUGCGCUAUCGCGAAAAGGACGAUUCACUCUAUGAGACUUCUCUCUACAAAGUGCAGAAAUGCGAGAAAAGCUGUGGAUCUUCA